CAGUUGUUAUUUACAGGCACGGUGCUGGGAGUUGUCUGAUUUAAACUCAAAUUUGUGACAAAUUAAGUGCCAUUAACGUGGUAAAAAUAGUUCAAGUGAAGCAUUAACCUUGUUAGAAGAAGAAAAAGCACUAGACUCGAUAUAAACAUUCCAAUUAAAACCAAAAACCCCUUAAAAUGCCCGAACAAGCCGCAGAUCAGGAAAACCAGGCUCCGCAGCAGCAGGUGGCCACAACAGUGCCUGCUUACAAUCCUGAGGUCCUGCAAGACAUGCUGCCCGUGUAUUACAGACGCCUCUUUCCCCACCAGCCCUUCUACCGAUGGCUUUCCUAUGGGCUGAGUGAAGAACACAUUUUCGAGAAUCGUGAGAUUUCCUUUACUCUUCAGGACGACAUCUACAUCCGUUACCUGUGCUUUGAUACGCAAGCUGAGCUGGAAAAGGAGAUCUGCUCGAGGAAUCCUGUUAAGAUCGAUAUAGGUCCAGUGAUGCACACCAGACCCAGGAAUCAUCGCUCUAUUCCGGGAGGAUUAACCCCCGUGCAGCGUGAGCUGGUCUUUGAUAUCGACAUGACGGACUACGACGAUGUACGCACCUGUUGCUCUGGAGCAGGGGUGUGCCUUAAGUGCUGGAAGUUCAUGGUGCUGGCUGCCAGAAUAUUGGACGUGGCUCUACGGGAGGAUUUCGGUUUUGAGCAUAUUAUAUGGAUUUUCUCAGGUCGACGAGGCAUCCAUUGCUGGGUUUGCGACCACCAAGCUCGUCGUCUGGAUGGACGUGGUCGUUUUUCGGUGGCUGAGUACCUGAACAUCAUAUCGUAUGUCAACAUUUCGGGCAGCAACUCACCCAGAUGUGCCAUGGGUGAUCGCCCGCAUCACAGCAUAAAGAGAGCUUUGAAGAUUGCGGAGCCCAUGUUCGAGGAGAUCAUUUUGGAGGAUCAGAAUCUGUUUGGCACUCCAAAGGGAGUUAGCAAGCUAGUAAACAUGGUUCACGAUGAUCCGGCACGGGGCGAGCUGGAAUCGUAUCUGCAGAAGAAUCUGGAGGAUGGAGCCCACUCGCGACUGGUGUGGGAGAGCUUCAUUAAGUACGCUAACUCCAUGAGAACCUCCACGGCGAAUGCCUGGAGCCGUAAACUGAAGAACAUAGUGCAGGAAGUGCAGCUGGGACUGCUCUAUCCUCGUUUGGACAUCAACGUCACCAGGGGCUUCAACCAUUUACUGAAGGCUCCAUUCUGCAUUCAUCCAGCUACGGGAAAGGUAUGUGUCCCCUUCAGUGUGAGUGCUGUGGCCAAGUUCGACCCCACUACGGUGCCCACGAUCACACAGCUGCUCCACGAGAUCAACGCCUUCGAUGAUAAGAGCAAGAGCUACAUGGAGGCGCCGGAGGACAAGAGCCGCAUCAAGGACCACAAGAAGACCAGCAUGUUCAAGGGUGUGGUGGUCUUCGAGGAGUUCCUGCGCAAACUGGAGCGCAGCCUAAAACCAGCCAAUAUGCAGUUUUGAAUAUUUGAAGCUCUUAAAAUUAGCUAAGAUAAGAAAAUAAAAAUGUUUUAAUUUUUAAGUA
Messenger RNA from Drosophila biarmipes, 1557 nucleotides. RefSeq names its product DNA primase small subunit (gene DNApol-alpha50). Gene Ontology annotation, cellular component: alpha DNA polymerase:primase complex. The transcript has 3 exons. Lineage: Eukaryota; Metazoa; Arthropoda; Insecta; Diptera; Drosophilidae. Bases 177 to 1496 code for a protein of 439 amino acids. Gene Ontology annotation, biological process: DNA replication, synthesis of primer. The record is from RefSeq and is a predicted model, not a curated record.